Amphibalanus amphitrite is the source of this 852-nucleotide messenger RNA. RefSeq lists its product as uncharacterized. The record is from RefSeq and is a predicted model, not a curated record. The transcript has 2 exons. The coding region runs from base 66 to 503 and encodes 145 amino acids. Lineage: Eukaryota; Metazoa; Arthropoda; Thecostraca; Balanomorpha; Balanidae.
GCGCGGCAGAGGCGUCAGUGUGCGCUGAGCAGCGAUCCCAGUCGGCUAGUGACAGCAUCCUCAUCAUGCAGAGCCUGCGUCUCGUGCUUCUGUUGGGCGCCGCCGUGGCGCUCGUCUCCGGACAGCAGCUGCCCGUCAAGCUGGACGCCUUCAAGAAUCACCCGUGCUUCCGUCUGGUGGAGAAGGAGCGCGGCGGCGGCAUCACUCAGACCCUAUACCAGGAGUGCGGCCAGUCGGUGAUCCACCUGUCCCCCGAGCUGCGCCGCCAGAAGGGCAAGUUCCUGCUCUACGCCUGCAUCACCAACAAGCUCGGUCUGCUCAGCAACCGGCGCUUCCUCAACACCGACGCGCUGCGCUCCAUCAUCCAGCGCAGCAACAGCAUCAGCGGCGGAGAGAAGUCCAACUACAACAACAUCCUGAACCAGUGCGACAGCCGCGGCCGCGAGCUCAUCAUGUGCAUGGACCUGGUGUGCCCGGGCCUGCUGAGCCCCGUCUCGGGCUAGGUGAAUCGAGUCCCGGGUCGGCGGCGGCUCUGCAGACAGCGUGACCCGGUGCCGUCGCUCACAGCGACAUGUCAAUGAACCGGACGGUGACGCCGGCCGGGCGGGGGUCAGUCGGCCGGCCGGCCGAGCCGGUGACCCCGCGCCGGUCACCGCCGCGCCGGCCGGCCGGCACCGCUCUGCUAUAUCGGUCACGCUGCCGGGAGCCUCACCGUGGACGGUGCUGCUAGCUGGUCACAUGUGAAAAAUGUACAACUGAUGUCGUGGCGCCAUUGUUCAUUGAAAGGUGGAUGCAAUCCAAUGUCAAAGUGAUCUUCAAUUUGUGUCAUACAAAUAUACCAAUCUGACUGUG